Spodoptera littoralis (African cotton leafworm) is the source of this 1279-nucleotide messenger RNA. NCBI's taxonomy places the organism in Eukaryota, Metazoa, Arthropoda, Insecta, Lepidoptera, Noctuidae. The record is from the annotation of a GenBank genome assembly.
GACCACAACAACACGCCCGGCCGGUGCGCGCGCACGCCAUCGCCAAGCAAAUUCGCGCCUUUUUUCUCCGCAAUUUUAUUAUGUGAAUGAGUUCUUAGUUUAACGUAAAAUAUUAAAUUAAAAAUGCGUGCAGUGUUGUUACUUUGUGCUCUAGUGCAUUUAGUGGUGGGACAAGAUGUUAAUGACAUGGUAAACAUGCCUAAAUACGAUCAGAGAUACGAUUAUUUGGACGUCGAUGCAAUUUUCACGAACAAGAGGCUCGUUAGGAACUAUGUGGAUUGUUUGAUUAAUGCUGUUCGGUGCACGCCUGAAGGAAAAGCGCUGAAACGAAUACUCCCAGAAGCGUUGAGGACGAAAUGUGUCCGCUGCACAGAGCGACAGAAGCGAACAGCAGUGAAGGUGAUCAAGCGGCUGAAGAACGAGUAUCCAGACGAAUGGUCCAAGCUUGCUUCCCGGUGGGAUCCCACAGGAGACUUCACCAGAUACUUCGAAGAAUUCCUCGCUAAAGAACACUAUAACACCAUCCCAGGAUCAGUUCGCGUGUUCACAAAUAAUACAAUCGAUGUUUCGCUAACUCUAAACACGGUUUACGAUGGACUGGUUCACUCUGGACCUGAUUUAGCCAUUGCAGAAUUAAUUGCUCGGUUUGGUGACGACGGGGAGCUGAUGAUGGGCAGUCCGUCGUCAGCGGGUAUUACUCCGAGACCAAUGACUCAGGCUACUACGAGACCCAGCACUACCACGAGGCCCCCCAGUACUAGGCCUGUACCUCCCAGACCGACAAUGAUGACAUGGGCUGGUGCAGCGUCCAACACGCAGGCGACGCGUUUCCCAUUGCGGCCUGUGUCGGAAAUGUCACCACCAUACUCCACGGCUAUAACCCUCAUCGACCAGAUCGGCUACAAAAUAAUAAAGACAACAGAACUUGUCACCGAUUUACUUAGAAACACAGUUAGAGCUGUCGUUGGUCGAUAGAUACCCUUAAAAAAUAAAAAUUGCUCAAUAAUAACAUGUCAAGUAGGUAUAAAAGGCCGCAUUUCCAGUGAAAAAAAAGUUUUGACGUAAAUCCAGUAUAGAAGACGGCCAUAUUGAAUUGUCUAUAGCCGGUUUUCCCUCCAUUUUAAUUUCGUGAAAAAACCACCGACCUUUGGUCACGUUUCGCAAUUAAAUUAAAUUAAAAUAGUUUACUUUAUUACUUUAUACAGCAUAUUACUGUGAGAUUAUAAUAAAUAAGGAAUAAUUCUACAUAAGUUUAUUGUAUGUAGGAAAUUACGAAUUA